UGCAGCCUGUUUGGGAAAUGUCCCCCACAAACAAGCAGCGAUGAUCUGGAGCGGAGCCGCGGCAGGCAUGAAUCUGUCUGAUGAGUCCUCCUAUCAAGAGGAGGGGCUGCUGGGUAACUCCACCUGGGCCUACUCCUACUAUCACCAGAACUACACCCUGCCCCCCCCAUUGCUACCAGGCAAGACCAGCACCUCCAAACCUGCAGCGUGCGAGCAGGUCCACAUCGCAGUCGAGGUCUUCCUGAUCCUGGGUAUCAUCUCCCUGCUGGAGAACAUCCUGGUCAUCACAGCCAUAGUAAAGAACAAGAACCUCCACUCACCCAUGUACUUCUUCGUCUGCAG
Molecule: messenger RNA, 342 nt
Organism: Notothenia coriiceps (black rockcod)
Lineage: Eukaryota; Metazoa; Chordata; Actinopteri; Perciformes; Nototheniidae
Product: melanocortin receptor 5-like
Exons: 2
Source: RefSeq, a predicted model, not a curated record